Messenger RNA from Notodromas monacha, 183 nucleotides. The record is from the annotation of a GenBank genome assembly. NCBI's taxonomy places the organism in Eukaryota, Metazoa, Arthropoda, Ostracoda, Podocopida, Cyprididae.
AUGAAUCCGAUGGAGAUGCGCUUCGACGGAACUAACUGGACAUCCGUCGUCUUGAUUGUCAAGCGCUUCGACGGAACUAACUGGACAUCCGUCGUCUUGAUUGUCAAGCGCUUCGACGGAACUAACUGGACAUCCGUCGUCUUGAUUGUCAAGAUUAUCUAUGGGAACGGUGCUCAACCGUAG